AUGGUGGUCUCUUCAUGCUUAAACAAUUUUGCAAUGCAGUAUGGUGCUGAAUACAGAGGUCAAGAUGAUGAAGAUGGGUUGAUGAUGGCUUCUAAUCUGCAGCAGCAACCUGAAGAAAAUUGUGAUGACCAAGUGGGUUCCGAUGUUCGUUGUGAAUAUCGUGUUGUGCAUAGGUCAAAUUUUCAUGGACAAUUAUUUGCCGGAGUUUUUAGGUCUGCGUUUUCUAUGAGUAAUAUGAACGUGGCAGAAUGUCGAACAUAUUUUAGCUCUGACUCAAUAAGCACUCAUGAUUCAAUCGCCGCUCAUCACACCCCGAAGUUCUUAAACGGGUUGAAGUGCUCCGGUGUGCCUAACCAUUCGUUGGCUUUAAAAAUUGGGUCUCCAGUUAUGUUACUUCGAAAUAUAGAUCAUUCCACUGGUUUGUGCAAUGGCACGAGGUUAAUGAUUUAUAAACUAGGAGACCACGUUGUCGAAGCAAAAAUUCUAUUCGGAAGUAAUGCAGGAACAAAGGUGUUGAUUCCAAGAUUGUCAUUGACUCCAUCAGAUCCAAAGUUACCGUUUAAAUUUCAGCGGAGGCAAUUUCCCUUAAUGUUGUCGUAUGCUAACAAGAGCAAAGGUCAAACAAUGUCUACAGUUGGGCUAUUACUGAAAAAAUCUAUUUUUGUUCAUGGACAACUUUACGUGACUUUGUCCAGAGUUAGCAAUCCAAAUGGCCAAGUUACGUAUUUGCAAUGA
This is a messenger RNA of Ipomoea nil (Japanese morning glory), 735 nucleotides long. Its product is annotated as ATP-dependent DNA helicase PIF1-like. NCBI's taxonomy places the organism in Eukaryota, Viridiplantae, Streptophyta, Magnoliopsida, Solanales, Convolvulaceae. The record is from RefSeq and is a predicted model, not a curated record. Bases 1 to 735 code for a protein of 244 amino acids. The transcript has 3 exons.